Molecule: messenger RNA, 1746 nt
Organism: Symbiodinium natans
Lineage: Eukaryota; Dinophyceae; Suessiales; Symbiodiniaceae
Source: the annotation of a GenBank genome assembly
AUGGGGUUGGUUGCCGGCCUGGCAACGGUCAGUGCCGACAGCCCAGGAAGCCUCGUGCCGAUCCCGAGGUGUUGGAACGCCAGCCUCGCAUCCGGAAAGGAGCUGGAGGCUUCCUGCUGCCAACGCGGCCAUGCUUCAUCGGACUGCGCCGCGCCCGCCUUUGUGCCUUUGCGCGCGGCCUGCUGCGGCGAGUUGCGGCAGGGCGUGCAACGCUUCACCGCAGAGUGGGAAGAGCUCGAGCAAGGAAUCGAGCUUGCUUCGGAGGAGUUGAUUGGCAUUGUGGAAGCCACCAGUGCUUCCAGGUGCGAAGCGGAGGAAAGCUGCCGAGCAGAUUUCUUCCUCUACGCAGCGGAGGUUGCAAUGUCUUCUUCGCUGGCGAUGGUUUUCCAACUUGGCUGGUCAGAUCUCACCGACGAGGGCGAGUUUGCGCUGCAGGAUUGGCGCAUCACCCUGUUACAGACAGCCUUGACGCUGCUGUCGCCAUGGCACCCCUUGGCUCAGAAGGCGCGUGGGCUCUUCUCUGAGGCCGCGCAGGGAUGGUGGGAGGUGGUGCGGCAGCGCUCCGACACACGAUGGACGGCUUCGACGCCCUCACCGUUGGUCCCAUCACAGAUCCUGCACAUUGCCAUGGUGGCAUCUGUGGGGUUCCCUCCAUUCGGACGCAAGGCUCUCGCGGGCAUCCGCUCGGCGCUCUUCUUUGCCACCUGUCCAUUGCGCUUCCACCUGAUGGUGGAUGAGGCAGGGGAGGCAGAUCUGCAGACGGCCCUGGCAUCCCUCGAGCCGUGGCUUCGUUCCCGAGGCUCCUUCCGACUGUAUCGAGUGGCAGAGCUCGGAGAUGCAUGGCGGGAGAUCCGGGCCCUCGUCCCCGAGAGCUGUUUGCAGUACAGCGGCCAUUAUGGCAGCGCAGGAUGGCUGCGGGUGUUCCCACAUCUGGUGAUCCCUGAAGCGGAGGGCGUGGACCAGUUGGUUUGGGUGGAUGCAGGCGACUUCAUCUUCCUGGAGGAUCCGGCGCAGCUGGCGCAGGAGUGCGGUGAAUUUGGCGAGGACCACUUGAUCGGAGUAGCAGAUCCGCAAGUUUUGGGCCUCCCGUUGCAGCUGUUUCUUCUUGGGCGCCUGCGUGAGAGGGCACAUCUCUGGGCGGAGCUUGUAACGAGUGCCGUGCUGCGGGGUUAUGCAGAGAGAGGCGAUGGCUUCUGCGACCUCGGCGAGGGACUUGCGUUUGUCUACCUCUUGAAUGGUACGGAGCACAGUUGGGUGUACCACCGCCUUCCGCAUCGCUGGACAUACAUGCCGUGGGCUGUGUGGUUGCCAGCACGCGGAACUGGCAGCAUGUGGGCUUCCAAAGAGCUUCUCUGGCGCUUACCUGCAGACUCCGUGUGGCGCGAUUCCGUGUUUCCUGGGCUGCUGGACUUCAUGGCCGUCCGGGUCAAGUGCCCGAGCUUCCUCGAAGAUAUCGCCAGCUACAUAAGAGCAGCCAUGGAAUGGGACUUGCAGGUGAUGAGCGCGGACGAUGGACGGAGGCACUUCCGGCUGACGCAAGAUGCUCAUAUCCUUGAUGAGUUUCAACAACGAUUGGAUUGUGAACAGCGCGCCUCUGCCAUCCAUUUCGCCGUACUCUUCCACGAGGUGCCCUGGGUCCACCGUUUCCUCAACUUCUGGGCCGGGGCCGAGGUGUGGGGGGCCAGCUCCGCAACUCGCGAACUGCGGAUAUCGUUUGAUGAAACAAGAUGGCUGGAUUUGUUCUGA